Messenger RNA from Schistocerca americana (American grasshopper), 993 nucleotides. Its product is annotated as piggyBac transposable element-derived protein 4-like. Bases 1 to 993 code for a protein of 330 amino acids. Lineage: Eukaryota; Metazoa; Arthropoda; Insecta; Orthoptera; Acrididae. The transcript is spliced from 2 exons. The record is from RefSeq and is a predicted model, not a curated record.
AUGUCAAGAAGAGGCUUACGAGAUGAAGAAAUCGAACGAUUAUUGUGUGAAAUUCCAUCAGACGAGGAUUCCACUGUUGACACCACAGAUGACGAAUCUGAUUAUGAAGCAAGCAUUGUUGCGGAGGCUAUUGUGUCGUCUGAAGGCGAAGUUUCAGAGAGCGAGGAAGAAAGUGAGUCCACUCCGCCAAAACGCGCUGCUGACACAGCGCCAACUUGGGGACAACAAUUCAAUGCUACCUCAGGAAUGCAGUUCGACAGUGAAUCAGGACCAAGUGCUUUUAUUAGGGACAUUGAUGAUCCAGAACCUAUCGAUAUAUUCGAAAAAAUAUUUCCAAAAGAGCUAGUUGAGCUAAUCGUUUUCCAAACAAAUUUAUAUGCGACGCAAUCUGGCAAGUCUUUCACUCCAACAACUGACAAUGAAAUACGAACUUUCCUGGGAAUCAACAUUUUGAUGGGUAUAAAGCGUAUGCCAGCAUACAGAGACUACUGGUCUAGUGCCCCAGAACUUCAUGAUCGUUAUAUUGCAUCUCUGAUGGCAGUAAAUCGGUUUGGAUGGUUACUGAGGAACAUUCAUCUGAAUGAUAACACAUUGCAUCCAGAAAAAGGACACCCAGGUUAUGACAAACUGUACAAGCUGCGACCAGUGAUCAAGAUACUAUCUGAAUCUUUUUCCAAGUGUUACCAACCCAGCAAACACCUAGCAAUUGAUGAGUCAAUGAUCAAAUUCAAAGGCCGCAACAGUAUGAAACAAUACAUGAGAGAUAAACCCAUAAAGCGUGGUUACAAAGUGUGGAUGCUGUGUGACAAGACCUCUUACAACUUGAAAUUUGAUAUUUACACCGGAAAACUUCUGCCUGCAUCGAUAGCAUGGGCCUCGCAAGCUGUGUGCUCAGCUGCUGAAGCUGCCUUCGACUCCGGCUGGCCAAAGAUUCUGCUCGUAGCUGGCGGGCUGGUGGCGUCAGCGGCCCGUUCCCCAACCAGCCAGGGGUAG